AGCGGGCUUCAAGGCCGAAAAAUGGCAAACCCCCCAAGCGAUAGGCCUAGGCACAUCAAGUGCCUGCAAGUGAACCUCCAUCAUGCAAAGGCGGCCUCUGACGUCUUAUGCAGGAGGUUCAAAACAGAACUCUUGGAUGUCGCAUUCAUCCAAGAACCGUGGGUUUUUGCCGGGGCUAUUAAAGGCCUAAACGACUGUGAUGAGUUGACACAACAGGACUUAGCUGCUGUAUGGACUAAAGUGCCCACUCAAAUGGGAGAACAAGAGGUCGUUCUCGCUUCAGCUUACCUCCCAGGCGACAGCUGUGAGAUGCCCACAAGGGAAGUAAUAGCCCUAGAGGAGUACUGCAGAAGGAGAAAGCUGAAACUAGUAAUGAGCUGUGACGCCAAUGCCCAUCACUGUGUUUGGGGUAGCUCGGACACCAAUUCUAGAGGUGAGUCAUUUCUUGAAUUUAUCACUAAGAACAAUUUAUUUAUUCUUAACCGAAGAAGGUCUAAAAGGGCUACGUGGCGUGAGCAUUGCGGAAACGAAAUACCUUAA
Molecule: messenger RNA, 540 nt
Organism: Rhagoletis pomonella (apple maggot)
Lineage: Eukaryota; Metazoa; Arthropoda; Insecta; Diptera; Tephritidae
Exons: 3
Coding region: 22-540 (172 amino acids)
Molecular function (GO): catalytic activity
Source: RefSeq, a predicted model, not a curated record